Molecule: messenger RNA, 2670 nt
Organism: Pedinophyceae sp. YPF-701
Lineage: Eukaryota; Viridiplantae; Chlorophyta; Pedinophyceae
Source: the annotation of a GenBank genome assembly
AUGAAGCCCCAGACAUCGCGCCUGCGGGCCUCGUGGCUAGCGUCCAGCACACCCGCAGCGCCGCGGCAGCCGACGCCGGCGCGAUCGCGACCGUCUCCUCGGGGCCCAUCCCUGCUGCUGAGAGCGCAGCCGAGCGAGCGAUCCGGCGACGCGGAGCCCGCUGGCGCGACGCCCGAUGGCACAAGCCCGCCUGCGUCCACAGGAGCGCAGCGCGCCCUGGCGCAGGCCCUCAGCGCACGCGUCGAGCUGCCCGGAGGAUACUACAUGACGCGCAGGGACGUGCUCAAAGUCGGCACGCUCCUCCCGGCGGUCGGCUCUCUCUACGUCGCCGCUUCCCGCGCCAAGACCGACCCGCGGCUCCAGCGGCAGCUCGCGGUCGCGGGCGUCUCCCCGCGGCAGUUCUCAGCCGCCGUAGGGACGCUCAUACAAGUGGGCAUUAUUGCGUUCAUCUGGCGCGAACAGACCUAUUUUUCCAAGGCGAUGUCGUUCGUGAGCCCGCAGGCGGUCCUCAACGCGCUGCUCCCGGCCGCAGCGCCCCCGGGGGUCACAAUGGGCAACACCACCGCCCGCGGCUCCGCGGGCCCGCCCGCCGAGCGCGUCGCGGCGUUCAAGAAGUUCAUCGCGGACCUCGAGGCGUCGGGGCGCAUGCAGCAGGUCCCCGCGUUCCCGCGCGGAGCCGAAUGGUUCAACGUGCCUGCGCCGCUGACGGUCGCGGAGAGCCUGCGCGGCAAGGUGACGAUCCUCGACUUCUGGACGUACUGCUGCAUCAACUGCAUCCACACGCUGCCGGAGCUGCGGGACCUCGAGAGGGAGUACCGGGGCACUGCGGUGGCGGUAGUCGGCGUGCACUCGGCGAAGUUCGACAACGAGAAGGACUCGGAGGCGAUCCGGAGCGCCACGAUCAGGUACGAGAUCGAGCACCCGGUGGUGAACGACGGCAACAUGGUGCUCUGGCGCGCCCUCGGCGUGUCCUCGUGGCCCACGCUCGCGGUCGUGUCCCCACAGGGCAAGCUCAUCUCGCUCAUCCCGGGCGAGGGCCACCGCGAGGACCUCGACGUGUUCCUGACAGCGGCGCUCCAGUACUACGGCGAGCGCGGGCUGCUGGACGCCACGCCGCUGCCGUCCGCGCUCGAGCGCGACAAGGACCCCCGGCUGGCCGCGUCGCCGCUGCGGUACCCCGGCAAGGUCUGCCUGGACCCCGCCGGAGAGAGACUGUUCAUCGCAGACUCCAACAACCAUCGAAUCGUGGUCGUCGAGGCGGCGACGGGCAAGUUCGUGGCGGAGGUCGGCGGGAACGGUGCGGGUCUGGUCGAUGGGCCGGCGGACGAGGCCGCGUUCAACAGGCCGCAGGGGCUGGUGUUCGACGAGAAGAAGAAUGUGUUGUACGUGGCGGACACGGAGGCUCACGCGGUGCGCGUGGUGGACUUCGGGCGCGGCGGGCGCGUGACGACGCUCGUGGGCGACGGCGCGAAGGGCGACGACUACGUCGGCGGCAAGGAAGGGAAGGCGCAGCGCCUAAACUCCCCCUGGGACCUCGAGCUGUCGCCGGACGGGCGCGUCCUGUACAUCGCGAUGGCGGGGCAGCACCAGAUCUGGCGCGCGGACACGCAGACCGGGUUCGCCGCGGCCUUCAGCGGCGACGGCUACGAGCGCAACCGCAACGGCAAGGGCGGCCUCGGAACGUCCUGGGCGCAGCCGUCCGGGCUCUCGCUGUCGCCCGACGGCAGGACGCUGUGGGUCGCCGACAGCGAGUCGUCCUCCGUGCGCACGUGCGCGACGGCGGACGGGUCCGGCGGGCUCGUUGCAGGCGGGGACCCGCUGUUUGCCGACAAUCUGUUCCGGUUCGGGGACCGCGACGGGUUCGGAUCGGACGCGCUCCUGCAGCACCCACUCGCCGUGCGGGCGAUGCCCAGCGGCGCCGUGUACUUCGCAGACUCGUACAACCACAGAAUCAAGAGGCUGGAUCCCGAGACAGCCGAGGUCGUGACGGUCGCCGGCGACGGGUCCGCGGGCUUCGCGGACGGCCGGGGCAGGGCCGCGCGCUUCUCCGAGCCCGGCGGGCUCGCCCUCGCCGCGGACGGCACCCUGUACGUGGCCGACACCAACAACUGCACCAUCCGCAAGCUCUCGCCCGCGGGCGACGUCUCCACGCUCGCGCUCGCCGGCGUGCCGAAGCCCCGCGGCGACCCCUCGGCCUCAGCGACCCCCGCCGCGCAGUCCGGCGGGCCCGCCUCGCCGCCGGCGCCAGCGGGCGCCACGAGCGUCCCCGCCGACGCCGUCACCGCGCGGCGCACGAAGCUCUCCGUCGCCAUCCGGCUCCCGAAGGGCUACCACCUCACCAAGGGGGCGGGGUCGGCCGCGGAGCUCGCACUCCCGGCAAACGGCGCCGUUGCGAAGGGCGCGAAGACCCGCGUACCACUCGCAGAGUCGCGGCCCGACGCGGACGGGUUCACGACCGCGACGGCGCACUUCGAGGCCGAGUUCGGCGCCGGGGGCGAGGGCGCGCUUGCGCGCGUGAAUGCGCGCGUGUUCUACUGCGAAGAGGAGUCGGCGUGUCUGUUCCGCAGUCUGACGUUCGAGUUCCCGGUGAGUGGGGCGCUGGCGCCGGGCGACGGUGCUGCUGCGGGCGCGACGGCGCUCGAGGUGCCCGCGGCGCAGGUGGGGUUCUGA